AUGGACGAGGCAGAACUCAUACUGCAAGACAAGUUUGAUUACAGCGACUUCCGUCCAUUGCAAGCUGAAGUCAUCAGACGGUUGCUCGUACACGACAAGAGUGCUGCUCUCAUCCUACCAACAGGCGGUGGCAAGUCACUCUGCUUCCAAGUACCCGCGCUGUGCCUGAAGGGACUCACCUUGGUCAUCUCGCCUCUGAUUUCCUUGAUGAAAGAUCAAGUAGAUGCCCUCAAGCGGAAGCACAUCGAAGCUGCCUCGCUCGAUUCCUCGCUCUCGGGCACAGACUACUUUGCCGUCAUGGACAAACUACGCGAAGGAAAGCUCAAGAUACUCUAUGUGGCCCCCGAAAGGCUCGAGAUGGAGUCCUUUGUCAACAUGAUCAAGCAGACUCGAAUUGACCUCAUGGCCGUCGACGAAGCGCAUUCGGUAUCUGCAUGGGGUCAUACUUUCCGACCUACCUACCUCAAGCUCGUCAAAUUUGCGCAGGAUCUCAAGAUACCUCGUCUUUUGCUGCUUACCGCGACCGCGACGCCCCAGGUCGCGAAAGACAUGUGUGAGCAAUUCGGCGUGGACGCUGUCAAAGGUCUCUUCGUUGCACCCAUCUACCGACCGAACCUCCACAUUUCCGUCGCUAGCGUCAUGGGUGAAAAGAGCAAAUUCGACAAACUCGUCGCUUUCUUGCGUGCAACAAGGGGAUCCAAGAUCAUCUAUGUCACCACUCAGAAACAGACAGAGGAUCUGAGGCACAAGCUCUCAGCUUCUGGUUUCUCCAAAAUCGACUGCUACCAUGCUGGCCUGUCUGCAGAUGCUCGUUCGUCUGCUCAAGAUCGAUAUAUGAAAUCAAAGGAUCACAUCAUCGUCGCGACGAUCGCGUUCGGUAUGGGACUGGAUCAUCCGGAAACGCGCGGCAUCGUGCACUAUUGCCCGCCUCAAAGUCUGUCUGGCUACUCGCAGGGGAUCGGCAGAGGUGGCAGAGAUGGCAAACGAUGCGAUUGCUACCUGAUCCUCGAUCAGUCAGAUCUGCCUACGCUCAAAGCACUCAUCCGUGGCGAUACACCAUCGAACAGAACGGUCAUCGGCUGGCUCAAAGAGUUCUUGAGUACCCCAACGGACACAGACAAUACGAUCUCGCAGAAUCUGAUGAGCAUGUCGAGAAAGUGGGAUAUCAGAGAGACUUCGCUAGCCAUCUGUUGCGUCAAGCUCGAACUUGUCCACUGCAUCUUGCGAGCCACUUCGCCGUUCAACGUCACAUAUACCUACGAUGUCCUGCGUCCCGACGAAUGGGCCAAGGACACAAGUGAGGUUGCGAUGGCCAUCAAGUCAUGUAACACCAAGAAAGUCGAUACUGUCAAUCUGGCAACAAGCGCCUCUAUACCUCGUGCACAGAUUGCUCAGAAGUUCUCUGAGCAUGAAAGGUUGGGCAACUUUAAGAUCUCGCUUGGCGACCGCCGGCAUCGAUACGUCGUGACCGGCAGGAUCCCCAAGGACCUCGAUACGCUCGGCACGCAACUGGGCAGUGAGAUUCACGCAAGGGAAGAGGAAGCAAUCGGGCGAUUGAGCGACGUGUUAGAAUACGCAAAAGGCGACACUUGCUACGCGCAACAGCUUGCCACCUACUUUGGUGACAAGGAUGGAGUACCGAACGGCCAGUGUGGAAAUUGCAGUCGAUGCUUGAGUGGCAAGCCUCUCGAGCUCUCACCACCGGAGCCACCGCAGGCUUUCACCCGAGCGAUCUUUGACAAGAUCUUGGCUACCUGUGGCGUACGUGACGAUCCGCGAUGUCUCGCACGAUUCGCAGCGGGGAUCCGAUCACCCCGGCUGAGCUACAAUCUGCGCCUGACCUCCCAUGCAGACUUUGGCGCGAUGUCAGGCGUCCUCUGGGAGGACGUCCUCUCGGCGUCGGAAGAAGCGUGCAAAGAGGCCAACUAUGUCAAUACUAUCCGAUCGAGCUCGCCGACAAAGCGAGCCUCUGCCUCUGGAUCUUCGAGCAAAUCGAGCACUGCUCGUGGACGUGGGGGAUGGAACAAGCGAGGUAAGCGCUAG
Molecule: messenger RNA, 2043 nt
Organism: Mixia osmundae IAM 14324
Lineage: Eukaryota; Fungi; Basidiomycota; Mixiomycetes; Mixiales; Mixiaceae
Exons: 2
Coding region: 1-2043 (680 amino acids)
Biological process (GO): double-strand break repair via homologous recombination
Cellular component (GO): chromosome; nucleus; cytoplasm
Molecular function (GO): four-way junction helicase activity; 3'-5' DNA helicase activity; ATP binding
Source: RefSeq, a predicted model, not a curated record